CGAACCAUCCGGCUGUUUUGACUAAGCAGCAUAUAAGAGCAAGAAAAACAGAAGCAGCCUACACAAUUGAAUAGCUCAUCACUAAUAUUUUUCAUUAUCGAAAUAUAUUAAGAUAUACAUACCAUAUUCAUCCUUUUCAUUAGUUUCAGAAUCAGUUAACUUGCCAAGGGAAACAGAGAUGACAAGGGGUAUACUAGAAGUGUUGCUUGUGGAUGCUUGUUUACUCAAAGACACCGAUCUCGUUGGUAAAAUGGAUCCGUAUGUGGUAAUUAAGUUUGGUGAUCAGAAGCGUAAGAGCACUGUUUCCCGAACAGGACAAGGAAAAACACCAGUGUGGAACGAAAAGCUCAAACUUGAUGUGGAGUAUGCUGGUAAUAUCAGAGAUGAACAUCCUCAAUAUAAACUCAGUUUCAAGAUCAUGGAUAAAGAUAGGUUCAGCAAGAAUGAUUUUGUCGGUGAAUUGACGAUCUAUGUUGACGAUCUUUUGGCACAAGGAAUGGUGAAUGGAAAGGCUGAAAUACCCCCUUGCAACUACAGCGUUGUUGGCUCUAACCAAUCCGACAACGGAGGGAUCCGAGUCGGCCUAGCGUUCACCCCUAAUCAGGUAGAUGAAUAUGGAAACGAGGAGGAUAAAUCUGAGGAAAAGAAACACCGCUUUCACCUGCAUCAUAAGAAUGACGGGGAGAAAAAAUCCGGUGGAUGGAAAAAUGCCUUCAAACACCAUAAUAAGAAUGAUGGUGAGGCGGAGGAGGAGGCGGAAAGGGAGGGAGCGGAAUCGGAGUCAGUUUCAGAGUCGGAUCAGGAGGAGGAGGCUGAAGAGGCAGGAGAGGAAGGGGAGGAGGAGGGGAACGUGUUUGAAAAGCUUGGAGCUUUAUUAGAAUCUCUGGGUGGCUUAUGAGUGGUUUAGUUCUUUAUUAAUUUUCUAUUCCGCUAGUCCACUUUUCGAUUUCCCCAACUGAAAAAAAAUAUUCAGUGCUCUAUUCCAUUUAUUGAUUAUCGAUUUUAUUUCCAAAAUACUUUACCCCCGAGUGAGAAAUCUCCGAAUACAUACCGGAAAUAUUAAGGGAAUUUGGUACCACAUACUUCAAUGAUAGAGGGACCGACCUAACUAUCAUUGGAUCUCUACUGAGAAUAAAUUCCAGGAGAGUCGGCAUGAGAGUAAAGUUGUUAUCGACUUUUGUUAUCUUGUAUUUUAUUUUAUUUAUUUUUGUAAACUUAGAGAAAUGUGUCGAGCAGGUGCAAAAUUUGAAGCCACACAUAGCUCAAAGUUAGAAUCAUGGUUGUUGUUUAUGUAAAAAGCUUGGAGCUUUUUAAUAUAAGCUCUUUUAUGUAAAAAUAGCUUAUAUUAAUCAAAAAAUAUAGUAGUACAAAAGA
Messenger RNA from Papaver somniferum (opium poppy), 1374 nucleotides. Its product is annotated as elicitor-responsive protein 1-like. The transcript is spliced from 5 exons. The record is from RefSeq and is a predicted model, not a curated record. The coding region runs from base 179 to 898 and encodes 239 amino acids. NCBI's taxonomy places the organism in Eukaryota, Viridiplantae, Streptophyta, Magnoliopsida, Ranunculales, Papaveraceae.